Messenger RNA from Aspergillus clavatus NRRL 1, 1758 nucleotides. RefSeq names its product serine hydrolase domain-containing protein. The transcript has a single exon. Bases 1 to 1758 code for a protein of 585 amino acids. The record is from RefSeq and is a predicted model, not a curated record. Lineage: Eukaryota; Fungi; Ascomycota; Eurotiomycetes; Eurotiales; Aspergillaceae.
AUGCGUUCAAUUCUGCUUCCGAUACUUGCGCUAUGCGCCUCGUGUACCGCGAACCUCCUGGGUCCUGUGUAUCCAGCACCACAGGACCUGAGCUCCAAGUCCAGCAAAGUCGCCGCUGGUUGGAACAACCUCACUUCGGUCCUACACAAGCACACCACCUCGAAUGAAUCUCCGCUGCACACCCUCACGUUCUCGGUGGGUUUGUUUUCCACCCAUGAUCGUACUGCCGAAGCAAUGCAGUUCCAUUACACAUCUUCCGAGAUCAGCCAGGGCCCCAACGGCACACGCAAAGUCGAUGGAAAUAGCAUCUACCGUGUGGCCAGUCUGACCAAGCUAUUCACGGUCUUUGCCGGGCUGCUUGAACUGGGCGAGGCAGACUGGGAGCGCCCUUUGACGAAGCUCUUCCCUGCGUUCGCCGCAAACGUCAAGGCUCGAAAGGAUCAUGAUUCAGUUUACAGCACACCAUGGGACCAAAUCACGCCCAGUGCCCUGGCGGCCCAGAUUAGCGGCAUUGCACGCGAUGGAAUUCCCUGGGAUGGUGGAGAUGUGUUACUGCAAUACCUCGGUGCCAUUCUCACUGGCCAGACACCGAACCCUCUCUUCGAUCCAGCGACCUAUGGCCUGCCUCCCUUGGAUCAGAGUGAGGUCCUCUCCUUAUCGCCCUGCCUUGCGGACGGGAACACAACGUGUGAUGGAUCUCUAUACACCAAGGGAAUUGCGAAGAAUGCUCCAGUGUACCUCCCUUGGACAGGUCCAGAGUACUCCAACAAUGGAUUCAUUCUGCUUGGGCUGGCCAUCGCCAAUCUCACUGGAAAGCCCCUCGAAAAACUCUACCAGGAGGCCAUCUUCGACCCGCUUGACAUGCGUUCCACCACUUCCGAUCCCCCUGCGGUCUCUACACUCUCCCGCUCAGUCAUCGCCGGCGACUAUGCAAUCAACUUCGGCGCUCCUGGCGGCAUCAGCAAGUCAUCCGGAGGUAUCUUUUCCACCAUCAACGACCUGGCGAAGUUCGGUACUGCGAUCCUCAAUUCUACGCUUCUGCCAGCCGACCGGACCCGUAGAUGGAUGAAGCCCGUCUCACACACUACGGAUCUGCACUACUCCGUCGGUCGGCCGUGGGAGAUCUACCGCUACAAGCAUCCAAAAUCCGGGGUCAUCACGGAUCUGUACACGAAGCUGGGCGACUCGGGCAAUUAUGGCAGCUUUCUCGUCCUGCUUCCCGACUUUAACGCGGGAUUCAGCAUCAUCGGGGCGAGUGCGCUUAGCUCAAGGUCCAAUGCGACAAACUUGCUGGCGGAUUUGGUUACGGAGGCUAUCUUGCCGGCGCUGAUGGACCAAGCUGCGCAUGAGGCCGGGAAGAACUAUGCAGGUAGAUAUGUCACCGAUAGACUCAACUCCUCCCUGACGCUGGCUGUGGGCGAAGCUUCAACCCCAGGCCUCUCUAUCACCUCCUGGGUCAGCAACGGCACUAAUCUCAUGCCAGUGCUGGCAUUGCCGCUGGGAGGUCUCAACGCACGACUGGUGCCUACGAUCGUAUCGGACAAUAAGAUCGCCUUCAGACCGUAUACUGUUACGCAGGAGGCGAAGAAGGGAUUGUUCUCGAGCAACUUCGACGUGAGCGACUGGCUGGCUCUGGGAAGUGGCUCCUACGCUGCUUCAGGGCUGGGGCAUUUUGUGUUCAACGUGGACAAGGACGGCAAGGCAAAGUCGGUGGAACUUCCAGCAUGGAACGUGACGCUCAACCGCCAUGAAAGCUAG